Messenger RNA from Vitis riparia (riverbank grape), 1520 nucleotides. RefSeq lists its product as uncharacterized. Bases 303 to 1235 code for a protein of 310 amino acids. The transcript has 3 exons. The record is from RefSeq and is a predicted model, not a curated record. NCBI's taxonomy places the organism in Eukaryota, Viridiplantae, Streptophyta, Magnoliopsida, Vitales, Vitaceae.
GUCUCUACUCACUCUCCAGUCUCCGCUUCUUCUUCAUUCCGUAUUCCGUUUCUGCUUUCAUUUGCUUUCCGGCAUUACUAGAAAAACAAUAACAAAAACACCCCAAAAGAAAAAAAUUAAAAAAUCUCAUUGUUUUUGAAAAACAUUUUCUGAAAAUAGUCUCUCCUCUCACGCUUUCUGUUUUUCUUCAUUCCAUUUUUGUUUCUUAUCCCUUUCGCAGCAUUUAUUGAGAGAACAAAAAGUGGCAAAAAUAAAAAGAAAGAGAAAAAGUUUCUAAACCCUAACCUCUCCCUCUCUCUCCAAUGGCGGUGACAAUGCACGCCAAGUCAGACUCGGAGGUGACGAGCCUGGACGCGUCGUCGCCACCGCGGUCGCCGCGGCGGCCGCUGUACUACGUGCAGAGUCCAUCGCAGCACGACGUCGAGAAAAUGUCGUACGGCUCGAGCCCCCUCGGCUCGCCGCACCACUACCACUGCUCGCCGAUUCACCACUCCCGCGAGUCCUCCACCUCCCGAUUUUCGGCCUCUGUCAAGAACUCUAAGCAUGCCAGCGCCUGGAAGAAGAUUCACCGAGACCUUGAGCUUCGCGCCGCGGCCGACGGUGAAGACGAUGACGAUGACGACGACGACUUCUAUACCGCCGCGGACGGCCGCGUCAGGCUGUACCUCUGUUUGGCCUUCGCUUUCGUCGUCCUCUUCACGGUGUUCUCGUUGAUCCUCUGGGGCGCCGGGAGGUCGUACAAGCCCAAGAUCAUCGUCGAGAAUGUGGUAUUCCGGAGCUUCAACAUACAGGCGGGGAUGGAUCAAACGGGAGUGCCCACAGAUAUGCUGUCGCUGAAUUCGACGAUCCGGAUUUCGUAUCGGAACCCAGCCACGUUCUUCGGCGUACACGUGUCCUCCACUCCUGUAGAAUUUUACUAUUACCAGCUCAAGGUGGCUUCUGGGCAGAUGAAGGAGUUUUAUCAAUCAAGGAAGAGUCAGAGGUCAAUAGUCAUGGUGGUGCUAGGGCAUCAAGUGCCACUCUAUGGAGGGGUGUCGGUUGUUGGAGGCGCUAAAGACCACCUUGAGAAGGUAGCAGUGCCACUGAAUUUGACAUUUGUGAUGAGGUCGAGGGGAUACAUUUUGGGAAGGCUUGUGAAGGUCAAGUUCCUCAAGAGCAUCAGAUGCCCUGUCAUUUUAAGAGGUGACAGACUUGCCAAGCCCCUCAAAUUGGUAGAUUCUUGUAUUUACAAGUGAAUGAUCUAGCCCUUUUAUUUACAGUUGCAGGGUUUUGAGCUGACUUAAAUGGACAAUUCAGUUCUUAGCCUUUUGCCUAUUGAAUUUGUUCUGGGUUACAGAUUUCAUGUACUUUGUAAUUAUGUAGGAUCCAUCAUUUGAUGCUUCUGAUAUCAGGAGUGAAUGUUAGGAUUUAUAAUAUAUUUCUCCUUAUUCCCAAUGUAAAUUUCAUUAGUUUUGUUGCAAAAAUAUCUUUUUGAUAUAAAGAAACAUUUGCCUUUCAGCUAUCUUUAUGGAGGCUUUUCA